Messenger RNA from Acanthaster planci (crown-of-thorns starfish), 2764 nucleotides. RefSeq names its product DDB1 and CUL4 associated factor 13 (gene dcaf13). Lineage: Eukaryota; Metazoa; Echinodermata; Asteroidea; Valvatida; Acanthasteridae. Gene Ontology annotation, cellular component: nucleolus; small-subunit processome. The record is from RefSeq and is a predicted model, not a curated record. Gene Ontology annotation, molecular function: protein binding. Gene Ontology annotation, biological process: maturation of SSU-rRNA from tricistronic rRNA transcript (SSU-rRNA, 5.8S rRNA, LSU-rRNA).
ACGACAUCGUUGCAACGUGCACAAGCUCCCCACGCCGUACAUUCGCACACUUGUGUAGGGCCAGGCCUCUCAUUAUUUUGCGGAUAUCGAAGAGGUGCAGCCGUGGUUUCACCGAACAAAACAGUUUUGGAACUUAAGUUAAGAAGCUCUCUUCGUAUGUUUACUUUUAUGGGGACCCUGACUGAGAAGUUUUGGUUUGGACGCUGAAUAUCUUUUCCUACUUGUUCCUACCUCCAUGAUCUAAACCGUAACGUCCACCACAUUCGCAAUUCAGUGAUGAAGCCAGUUUGUCUUUACAAAAUGUGAAAGAACUGUCACAGUUGUACGUGCUGAAAUUGUAGAAUUUUUGCAUUCUCAGCUGCAGCCUGUCGAAAUUAUAAUUUAUAUUAAAUAACUCAAGAUGAAGGUGAAGGUGUUGAGUCGCAAUCCCAACAAUUACAUCCGUGAGACAAAGAAUGAUAUUCACAGAGUUCCCAGAAACUAUGAUCCAUCCUUGCAUCCCUUUGAGGCACCCAGGGAGUACGUACGGGCACUGAAUGCCACCAAGUUGGAGCGAGUCUUUGCCAAGCCCUUCUUGGGUGCCCUGGAGGGGCAUACAGAUGGUGUGCACUGCAUGUUCAAGCACCCAGGCAGCCUCUCAACGCUCCUAUCUGGGGGAUGCGAUGGACAGGUCAAAAUUUGGAACCUGCCGACCAGGAAAUGUGAAAGAACAAUCACUGCACACAGUGGUUUUGUGAGAGGAGUCUGCACCGACAGGAAGGCUGCAAGUAUCUUCACAGUAGGAGAUGACCAGACAAUCAAACAAUGGAGUAUGGUGCCACCUGAGUAUGGCAAACAAGAAACACCUGUUAAUACCAUAAUUGGAAAGACAGUAUUUCAGUCCAUCGACCACCACUGGCACGAUGCAAAGUUUGCUACCAGCGGUCAGCAGGUGGACAUCUGGGAUGAGCAGCGGACAGAGCCCCUGCGGUCAUUCACCUGGGGGACGGACAGUAUACACAGCGUGAAAUUUAAUCCCGUUGAGACGUACCUGCUGGCUAGUUGCACGGCUGAUCGCAAUAUUGUACUUUACGACAUGCGAGGGUCGACACCCUUAAGGAAACUCCUACUGAACAUGCGCAGCAACACGAUAGCCUGGAACCCCAUGGAGGCGUUCAUAUUUACAGCAGCCAACGAAGAUUACAACCUUUAUACAUUUGACAUUCGGAAACUAGACAUUGCACUCAACGUUCACAUGGACCAUGUAUCAGCUGUCAUGGAUGUAGACUACUCACCAACGGGGAAAGAGUUUGUGAGUGGGAGCUUUGAUAAGUCAAUCCGGAUCUUCCCUGUGGAUAGAGGACACAGCAGGGAAAUCUACCACACAAAGCGAAUGCAGCAUGUGACGUGUGUUCGGUGGAGUUUAGACAGCAAAUACAUCCUUUCUGGCUCUGAUGAGACCAAUAUCAGAAUCUGGAAAGCCAACGCAUCAGAAAAGUUGGGAAAGCUGCAAAAGAGAGAGGUUGCAGCUGACCAGUACAAUGCCAAGCUGAAGGAGAAAUUCCAGCACCACCCGCAGCUGAAGCGCAUCCGCAGGCACCGUCACAUCCCCAGGGCGAUCUAUCAGGAGGCCAAGACCAUCAAAGUGCAGAGGGAGUCCAUCAGGAGGAAGACCGAGAACAGACGCAGACACAGUAAGAAGGGUGCCGUGCCUUACGUCGCCGAGAGGAAGAAAAGCAUAAUUACAGUAGUGGAGUAGGUAUCCAAAAUUAGUAAUUUUUGGGGUAGGGGAUCUUUGAAUUUUUUGAAAUCUUAAAACAAACCAUUCACUUGUAUCCUGAGCUUACGUGAUCACAAAGCUUUCUGUGGGCCAUCACUGGGAAAUCAGUAUUCAAAAGCUGGUUCUUUUCAGCAUACAAGAAGGCACAAAUAUAACUUCAGCAGCAUGAAUCGUUUACAGCACAAUCUGUGGAGUUUGAGAUGCGUUUAACUUUUAUCAAAUUUGCAGCAUGUUAUGUGACAUCGAAAGUCACAUCUGCAAUUGCUUUGUGAACCAACUUUUAUUCUUGGUUCAACCAAGUUGAAUUUCCGACAGCAAAUAGCAGGAGGCUCGUAAAUAAAUGACAAUCAAAGUUCCACUUGUCGAUUGUAAUAAUUAUGAUUGUUUUAUUUUAAUUAAGAAGUAGGUACGUAGCUGACGUGGCAAGUAAACAAAAGGAGGGUGGAAAAAACAGAAUUGGAAAUUGACAUUUAAUAUUUAAUUAGUAUUCAUCAACCUUGCUUGGUCACACAGUUACAAAUUCCUGCACAGAAUGGUACGGCCCAAUUUUCAGACCAUUCCAUUUAGGUUUUCUUAAAGGGCACUGAGGAUUAGAUCAAUAAGAAAUAACAGGUUUAAAUGUAUAAUUUGUUAUUAUAAUUUAAUAUCACCUCAUUACUUUACUCACAGAAACAACCCUCACUUUCAAUGGAAUAUUCUGGUUUUGGAAAACUCCAUUACUGUUUACAGGUACAGACAAAAGACAGAUUCUUACUUGACAAAUGUCAAUACUUUUUAUAGUAGUAAAUGGAAACUACAAGCUUAAUACAUUCAAGUACAUGUUUACAAAUGUUUUUUCUUUCUAAGUAAAUGGACAUUCAAAUGCUACGCGGAGAGAAUUGCAGAAAUUAGAUAAAAUGAAGUAACGGUACAAUUCUAGGGAAUGACAAAUGUUGAUCAAACUUACAAAACUUGGAUCAGUAACUGUGUUAGUGGCUCUACCUAAUAAAAACAUUUCAGAAAUCA